Neoarius graeffei (lesser salmon catfish) is the source of this 2113-nucleotide messenger RNA. RefSeq names its product chemokine (C-C motif) receptor 6a (gene ccr6a). The record is from RefSeq and is a predicted model, not a curated record. Gene Ontology annotation, molecular function: G protein-coupled receptor activity. Gene Ontology annotation, biological process: immune response; G protein-coupled receptor signaling pathway. The transcript is spliced from 2 exons. NCBI's taxonomy places the organism in Eukaryota, Metazoa, Chordata, Actinopteri, Siluriformes, Ariidae. Gene Ontology annotation, cellular component: membrane. The coding region runs from base 229 to 1386 and encodes 385 amino acids.
GAAAUUUGUUCCAAAAUUACUGUGCGCGUGUGUCUUUUUAAACCGGAAUGAUUCUGGUUGUAAAUACUAACACCCAAGAGAUCGAGCAACGUCUUCAAAGGUCUUUUGAGAUUUUAUCAAAGACUCCACCUCAUUCAAGUGCAUGCGUGCACACGGCGCUGAUCGUACAGUCACACAGGACAACAGCUGUGAAACAGACUUGUGGCGAAGCAGUCUCAAGAGCUGAAAAUGAACUACAGCUAUGACGACGAUAUCUCAAGUCCAUGUGAGAUGAAUAGUAACUCAAUAAACAAUAUCAAGUACUACCUGCAGGUCUACGUGCACUCCCUUAUCUGCAUUGUAGGUUUUAUUGGCAAUGUCCUGGUGAUCCUUACAUACGCUUUCUACAAGCGCACCAAGUCCAUGACGGAUGUCUACCUACUGAACGUGGCCAUAGCAGACGUCCUGUUUGUCGUGGCCCUGCCCCUGAUCAUCUUCAGUGAGCAGAGCGCCUGGGCUUUGGGCAAUUGGUCCUGCAAGCUGUUGCGUGGUGUCUACAGUAUCAACCUGUACAGCGGCAUCCUGCUCCUGGCUUGCAUCAGUUUAGACCGCUACUUGGCUAUUGUCCAAGCUCGCCGCUCUUUCAGAUUCCGCUCGAGCAUGCUGGUGUACAGUUACAUAAUCUGUGCAAUAGUCUGGCUUUUAGCCUUUCUCCUGACUUUGCCCACGUUCAUCUACUACGAGCGCUACAAACGCAGUGAAACAUUUAUAUUUUUUGCCUUUCCAGAAAUUAUCUCUAAUAGUACACAUCUGCCUGAGGCGGAGAAUUGGACUUCAGCUCCACCCGACCCUGAAGAUGACAAACACGUGUGCUUCUUCCUCUUCAAAGACAACGAUACCGCAAAGCAAAUCAAGUUGCUAGUGCCGAGUUCCCAAGUGGCUGUAGGGUUUUUCUUACCGUUGCUGGUCAUGGGCUUCUGCUACUCCAGUGUGGUGAUCACACUCCUACGUGCCAAGAACUUCCAAAGGCACAAGGCUGUACGUGUGGUCCUGACCGUGGUGCUGGUCUUCAUCAUUUGUCAUCUACCCUACAACGCAGCACUGUUGUAUGACCUCUCGUACAUGUUCGCACCAUCAGAAUGCAGCGACUAUGACAACACACAACUGCUGCUGAUCCUCACUGAGAGCCUGGCCUACCUGCACUGCUGUCUCAACCCACUGCUCUACGCCUUCAUUGGUGUGAAGUUCAGGAACCACUUCCGCAAGGUCGUGGAGGACCUCUGGUGCCUGGGGAAGAGCUACAUCGGGGCACGACGCACAUCACGAGUCACUUCCGAGGCGUACUUAUCCUCCCGAAGAUCUGUAGACAGCUCGGGGAAUGAAAACGGCACCUCCUUCACGAUGUGAAAAAUUGGCUAUCCCUGGUUACCAGUUAAAGCUGGGAUGUGUUUACGGAAGAACACAGAAAAAUAAUGCAAGAUCCAUCCACCAGUUUUUAUUUUCCUAAAUAAAAAUAAUUGCAUGUAAGAAGGUCUCUCAUUCCUGUUUAGUAAUCCUUGUUUAAUUUGUACAUAGUGUUUAAUGUAUAUUGCUGUCUACUGUCACUUUUUUUUUUCAUAAACAAUAUGAGCUUCAAAUGUAUAAAAUAAACUUUCUGGUUUUUGCACUGAUGUAUUCUUGCACCACUGUGGUGUGCUGAGUUCACUGGAGCUACUGAAUCCUCACAUGCACACACGCCUUGUUACUUAUCAACUUGGUGAAGGAGAAGCAAGUGCAGGAGCUGGAUUGGUCUCCACAUGGGAUGCGUCCCAGGUACCAGCAAAGGAUCGUCAGAUAUUACUUCAGUGUAUGGAUUUGGUAUGAGUGCAUUAGUAGUUAGAAGUGGCUUUUCUGAGGUUUGUGACCACUGAAUAAACUGAGACACAGCUACAGUUCGUGAUGGUGCACGUAGUUAGUUCCUCAGUGCUUCAGAGAACUGAUGAACAUGAGUAUUAGUAUAAAUAAAGGUACAUGUUUCAAUUUAUUCCUAUGUUGGAAAUUAAAAUUAUUGUCUUUGUUUACAAUUAAGCAUCCAGGUGAACUCAGUCAAGUUUAUUUGUAUAGCGUGUUUAACAAUAAACAUUGUCGCAAAGAA